Molecule: messenger RNA, 263 nt
Organism: Racocetra fulgida
Lineage: Eukaryota; Fungi; Glomeromycota; Glomeromycetes; Diversisporales; Gigasporaceae
Source: the annotation of a GenBank genome assembly
AUCCCUGAAGAAGAUAUUCCGAUGCGAUCAGUUACUGUUGCAAUAGACGGUUCAAUGCUUGUCGCUGCGAAUAACAAAGGUAAUUGUUAUGUGUGGGAAAUGUCCAAUAAUCGGGAUUUUACGGAUUUAGAGCCACUUACAACAUUUUCAGCACAUAAGAAAUAUAUCACACGAUGUUUAUUGAAUACAACGGUUAAAAUAUGGUCUACUGCUAAUAAUGAAUUUGAAUUGGAUAAAGAACUAAAAGGACAUCAACGAUGGGU